Molecule: messenger RNA, 1102 nt
Organism: Schistosoma turkestanicum
Lineage: Eukaryota; Metazoa; Platyhelminthes; Trematoda; Strigeidida; Schistosomatidae
Source: the annotation of a GenBank genome assembly
AUGAGUAUCUCUCAUUCGUCAUCACCUAAUUUUGAGGAAAAUCCACAUUUCAAGAUUACUGAUCGGCAGCAUCCAGUAUCUGGUGUAGAAUACCUACAAGGAAAUAAUAAUUGUUUUGAGGAGGAAGAAGAAUGGCAAUCGAAGUUGGAUGUCUGGCGCGAAAAGCGUCGUCAAGCCUUACGCACUGAAGCAACUAAGUUCGCUUUACUACAAGAGCGUGAAAGUAGAGAGAACGAAAGGCGAAAAGAAGAAGUAAAAGAUCGCUUACGCAAAGCCAAAAGCCAACGUAAUCUAAUUUCCAAUGAGCAUGUUUCCCCCUUGGAUUUAGCUCCAUCACCAAAAAUAAACAGUCCUGGUGUCGCGUUAUUAACAGGCGGCGAUUUCGAUUCACCCACUAUCAGUCAUUUUGAAAAAUUUCAAGCGGAUACAGUUCCAGCAUCACAAUCGGUUCCGAUGAAUAAAUUCCAGUUCACAGAGAGUUCAGAUCUUUUUAAAUCAAACGACUCCGGAACCGAUGUAAACGCCUAUUCCAAUCGUUCCACACCUGUAUCUGAAAAUAAAACAAAGGCCCAAAAUAAUAAUAAUAAUACGGACAAAAUAAUCGAUGUUUCUUCUUCAAAUGAUAAUUCUGUCGAAAAUUUUACCAAAUGUAAUCCAAUUGAAAUUGUUCGUGACUCCUUGUCGAAACCAGCUGCUAGUAAAGCAGAUAACUACAACCUUGAAGUCACUCCGGAAACAAAAUUAUCUUUUGAUAUGAGCUCUAAACUGAAAGACUAUUCACAAUGCAAAUUACGCUUGUCAUCAAGACCUGGAGUAUCAGAAAUUCAUUGGGGACUAACAAUAAAAGCACAAGGUCCUUCAAAUACUUCCCCUUUUUUUAUUGAACGCGUUAAAAUUGGUAGUUCAGCAGAUAUCUGUGAAUUUCAGAAAGGUGAUAUAUUAGCUUCUAUUGAUGGCGUAAACUUGGGUAUAAGCCGAAAGAACACUGACAGUAUCAGUAAUCAAAUUACGAAGUUAGGCGAUCUAGAAAACCUGCUGGCUCAGUUAGUUUUGGCUAACAAACCGAUUACUGUUCAAGUCUUCAGAAAAACGGAUGAACUUG